AUGCGAACCGAGCUGGAAGAGUCAUUUGAUUUCUCUCGUGGAGUUGACCACUUCCAAUUGCGCACAAACCAGGGAGCGACAAGUAUGAGCCAUGAAGAAGAGGACGUUCUGCUUGCCGCUGGCCUCGAAAAGUUCGUGGAUGUCGAUGGUGAUACGGGCAGGAAGGUGCUCUCAUUCGCCCAUGAUUCAUUCCAUAACCCCGAAGCUCGCCAGUAUGAUAAGACGUCUGCACAGGACCGCUUGAACGCCAAUUUUUGUCGCUCACUCCCAACGAACGUGCAUGCCUUGAGAGCUUUAUCCUGCUCUGCAGCUGUGGAACAUUGGGAACGACUAGCUUCUUCGAGUUCCUUCAUUGGUGGGCUUUGUGCGGUUACUCCUAUCGCGGCAGCAUGGACGCCCUGA
Penicillium odoratum is the source of this 402-nucleotide messenger RNA. RefSeq lists its product as uncharacterized. The transcript is spliced from 2 exons. NCBI's taxonomy places the organism in Eukaryota, Fungi, Ascomycota, Eurotiomycetes, Eurotiales, Aspergillaceae. The coding region runs from base 1 to 402 and encodes 133 amino acids. The record is from RefSeq and is a predicted model, not a curated record.